This is a messenger RNA of Tribolium castaneum (red flour beetle), 3849 nucleotides long. It is a transcript of the gene stac, whose product is annotated as staccato. NCBI's taxonomy places the organism in Eukaryota, Metazoa, Arthropoda, Insecta, Coleoptera, Tenebrionidae. Bases 33 to 3770 code for a protein of 1245 amino acids. Gene Ontology annotation, cellular component: secretory vesicle. The record is from RefSeq and is a predicted model, not a curated record. The transcript has 12 exons.
UUACGUCACGAAAAUUCGAUAAUUCGGCCAAAAUGUGCGAAGAAGAUAAUUUUUUUAUCCGCGAGUUGGAAGUGCACAAGUUAUCAGUUGAUUCGUGCAGUGGGUGUUUGCUGAAGAGGUCCAAUGCCGUGAGGAGAAGGCGCAGACCUUUGGUCAAAAGUCGGAGCGAUUUCGUUCAAUUCGAAAAUAUCGCGGAAUCGGCGGAAAUUGCACGGAGUUGUUCGAAACGAAAUCAAAAUUUUGUCCGAAGGAAUUGGAGAAAUAUCAAUGUUGCCAAGACUAAAAUGAACGGUAAAAAAAUAAAGCACUUCCUGCAAGGAAAAUUCUUGUCGAUAUCGUCUUACAAUAAAGAAAUUUCUGUGCCAUGGUUCCUCUUGUGGAAGUACCGAAAAAUUCAUCCCGGUGUUGGACGAAGAAUUCAGCAAGUUGACGGUGGUUUUUUCGAGAAAUUCGGCAACUUAUUGCGUGAGCAUGCCGAAACGACGGAAAACCGGGAAAGCGAAGAAAAACGAAAAGUUGAACAAAUCGCUGAAUGUCUCCGAUCUGAUGAAUGCGCCAGCACUGACACUGAAUUCGUUGCUUCUUCUGGUGAUAGCGACAAUGAAGCCAAAAGUUUGUCUUCAGACUCAGAAGACGAAAAGGACAAGACUGAUUUAAUUUCCGCUGCGUUUAAUAUCGAUGAGCUGUAUGCUGAAAUUUUGUACGAAAUCUUACAUAAUGUUGGCUGUGAUGUAAGUGUUGAGAUAGGACAGACUGCCUUAAUCUCGUACGCACAAGAUGCAUUUAAAAUUCCUAACAAUAAACAUAAUCAACUAUUGUCUGAAGCUGAAAAGAAGGAGGCUCCUGAAUUUUUGAUCAAUGUCGAAGUUAUCGAAGCCAAAGAUUUGAAACCAAAGGAUUCCAACGGGUUGAGCGAUCCGUUCGUUACUUUAUACUUAGCUAGUAAUACAUCACAUAGAUAUAACACUUCGGUCAAGUAUGGGACUCUGGUGCCAACGUGGGAAGAACACUUUGCUUUACCGAUCUCUGACAAUUCAAUCGACGACACCCUCUGCAUCGAGGUGUGGGACUUCGACCCCGCCGAAUCCGUCAAAGAAAAAUUCGGUCGUUUCUUCGACGUGAAAGGUGUCAAAGGCAUGCGAAAAUUCGUCAAAGAGAUCGCAGUGGCCGCUGCCACCGGCCAACACGAAAACGAACUAAUCGGCGUCGCCAAAAUCCCCCUUAACUCAAUCCCGGCCUCGGGCCUCACCAUGUGGUACAGCCUUGACAAGAAGAACAAAGCGACUCGUCAAGGAGUCAUCAAAAUCCGAAUCGCCUUCAGUGCGGAAAAAAACCGACAAGUGGCCGCACAAGAGCACAGACACAUGUUACGCAUCAUUCUUUUGCACGAACUCGAACUAUCAAAAGUUGCCCAGUUCUGGUGGUGUGGCACUUUUAGCCCCCAAGGCGAAGCGUUGCUGACCCAGCACAUAGCCCAGUCUGGGCUAACACCACCGGAAGUGGCUUUGUGCCAAUGGUCGGUUUACACUUCCGUCCAUCAGAACCACCAGUUAAGUUUCAGUCUGUUUUCGAAACUUUUGGAGAAAUUGGCGAAACCGCUUCGGAGUGAAGAAGAUUUGAAGAUAUUUUGGGACGGGGCGAAGAAAUUGCUACCGUCGUGUUUCUCCGUCAUUCGGAAGAUCAGGAAGAGGGAUUUUAAGGAUAAAAUGACGAUGCAACAACUGACUGAAGUUUUGAAUAUUUUGGGGAAUAUUAAAAUGAUGGAAAUGCCAGCUGAUGUUGACUUGUUCCCGAACAAUAUGUAUCCAUGGGUGACUUUUAGUGAAGACACGAAACGUGAUAUUUUGACGGUUGUUGCUGAUGCUGUUCAGCAAGGGGCCGAUGAUUGGUUUAAUCAUAUCACCGAGAAUAAUGUUCAACAAGUUGAAAAUGAUGUGGGAAGAUUGCAGUACUUGAUCCAAGCCAUUCAGUUGGUCAAAAGCGAUCUGCAAAAGGCGCUGGAGUUUUACGACAAACUCUUCCAACAAACAAUAAACUUCCAAUACGCCAAAGCCUUAUACGUCUUCUACCAAGCGAAAAUAUCAGCCCUUGCCGAACCUGACGUCCGCAACAUUUGCAAAUCCCUAAAGAAGCUUUCUUUCACCGGCUUCACAACAAACGAAACCGACUCCAACGAACCGCUAAAAGAAGGAACAACCUUGUUCGAACUGUAUUUAGCUCUCCACCGAUUUGUUGUUCUUGGCAAAGGUUUAUGUCAGACAGAUUCGGAUUCAUUUCAUAUUCGGAAUUUUUAUCAAUGGUUUCAUGGCGGUGUGGCUCAAUGGCUCGAUAUUGCCGUCUUCAAAGCCCUCCAACGUAUUGAGAAAGCCGUAGAGUUGGAUAAAUUAGUUCCUGUGGACACCACUGUUAGGUACAGCUCUUCUGCCGUAGACACAAUCUCGAUUUUUUACCAAGUGAAAGUAUUUUGGCAACAGCUCAACUGGCCGGACGUUGAAGGUUGUUACACGUUCAUUGCCAAAAUAAUAGAUGAUAUAUGCCGUUGUUGCGUUUUCUACGCCGAAAGGAUGGCAAUGAGGGUCGACGGAAUGGGUGUUCAAACAGACGAGAAGAAAUUUGAAGUGACAAAUGAGUGGUGUUUGGCCAUAAAUAACAUCGAAUAUGUGAGACAGUCCCUUCAACCUUUUACCGAUGAACUUGGCAUGGAAGGAGUUAUUGAAAAACUGGCCGAUUUGAAAAGUGCAAUGGAAGCAAAACGAUGCCAAGAUACGCUGAAUACUGUCAUAGCAAAUGCUAUUGAUACCGUCAAAAACGAAAUCAUCGCGCUUUUGGAAACUGUGGUUAAAAAGAUGGUGCCAGCAAUGAAACGACUUCUGAUAGAAGGCGCUGAGUUGUUUAAUCAGGAUAGUAACAGUAUUGAUAGACUCAUGUUAUACGUAGACAGUAAUUUAUCGACUUUACAUAACGAGCUAAACGAGGAGAAUUUUAACCGAGUCUUGGAAAUAGUGUGGGAUAAUUUAGACGGAAUUUUGAAGGAAAUAAUUCAAUCAAACUUGGAGAAACGAAGACCGCCGUCUUUCUUCGCCAAUCUUCACAAAACAUUAAACUUAAUGCUUGGCUCGUUUAAAGCCAAUGAUUUAAAUUGUGAAGAACUGAAGAAAACCGAACUGAAAUUGAAAGUGAAUGGGCUUGAAACCAACGACUUGAUCCACUUGGUUCAUCUGAAUUUGUACGAAGAAUUCAAAAAUUUGAAAGAGUCGAAAUACGGGGUCUUGUCCGUAAAAGCCAAAUUCGAAAACAACAACAACCUCAAAGUGACUGUAAUGAACGCACGAAACUUAUUAGCGAUGGAUUCGAACGGUUAUAGCGACUCGUUUGUGAGGAUUCAUCUAUUACCAGAACAUAAAUUUAGUGGGAUCCCUAAACCCAAAACGCAAACUCAUUACAAGACUUUGUUUCCUUUGUAUGAUGAGAACUUUACCGUGGAGCUACCCACUGAUUACAAAAGUGUAGAAGAUGGACUGUUACUUUUUAGUGUCAAAGACAAAGACAUGUUGGGUUAUAAUAACCAAUACAUAGGUGAAGCGUUUCUGCAUUUUAAAGACAUAGAUUCGUCAAAUACUCCAAUGGACGACUUACCCCAAAUUUCGUUAGCUUUAGGAAGGCCUACUGAUUUAAGUACUGAAGCAAUAAAGGCUCUAGAAAGUAGACUAGGUGAUAAACAAGCCAAGGAAUUUUUAAGAAAACUUAAACAAAGAAUGGGAACAUCAUAACUUAAGACUGUAUUGAAAAAAAGUAUAUUGAGCGUAUUUUUACUUACUGUACUUACAAAAUAUAUCGUUAUUAUUUGUA